Messenger RNA from Pestalotiopsis fici W106-1, 267 nucleotides. RefSeq lists its product as uncharacterized. The transcript has a single exon. Lineage: Eukaryota; Fungi; Ascomycota; Sordariomycetes; Amphisphaeriales; Sporocadaceae. Bases 1 to 267 code for a protein of 88 amino acids. The record is from RefSeq and is a predicted model, not a curated record.
AUGACUCAGUCCAAGGCCGACAAGAUCGCCGAGGUUCAGGCCAACCUGCCUAAGCCCGAAGACCCCCCUGUCAAGUCUGACUGGAACUCGGCUGAUCCCUCCACUGUCAAUGUUGGCUCCGGCCGCACUGAGACCGACAUCUCGACCGGUGCCGGCUCAAUUUCCGGCCUGCGUGAGCCCGCCAGCUCCGGUGACGUUGACCUAAGCAAGGUCGGCCGCCAAGGCAAGGACAACCUGUCGGGUCCUCCCAAGGAUGCUGCCGCAUAA